UUCCUGGGGUUGCAACCCAAACCUCUUCACUUUCUCUCUCACCUCACUACUGCAUGAUAAUUCCAGAUCUCUCUAGACCAAGGCUGCAUCAGUGAUUCAUAGCUGAGUGCAUGUUAAAGGGGGAAAAGAAAUCACCCCUUUUUUGUAAGAGAUUUGGUUUAGUCCAGGCCUCUGUAGAUUGUGCUUUAGUGCUGGAUGUUGCUAGAAUGUGCCUUUUGGAGGAAGGGAGGGGGAUCAGUCAGAUUAAUAGAGCUGCUCUGCGGGAUUACACUAUUACAACAGUGCAUAAGGUUUCAUCUAAACAGACCAAAACAAGCAUCUCUUUAUUUGCAACAAAUUAGUGGAAUAGACACAAAAGGAAGAGUGAAGAAAUACAGAAGAACUAUAUAGGACGAUUGAUCAAAACAGACAUUUAUCAUGACUCAAGGCAAGCUUUCAGUGGCAAACAAGUCGAAUGAAGGCUCAUCACUGCCUCCACCACCUCCAAGCUAUGAGGAGGCCACUGCAGGUGGAAGCCCCAGUUACAGUGGCAACUAUCCUGAUGAGGGAGAAAUGUUCACAGAGUUCUGCUGGGAUGACCUGAACGUACGCCGAACAUUUAUACGGAAGGUCUAUGCCAUCCUCGCACUCCAGCUCUCUGUCACCCUGGCCAUUGUGUCUCUCUUCACUUUCUGUGAUCCCAUAAAGGACUAUAUUCAGUCUAAUCCUGGAUGGUACUGGGCAGCAUACGCAGUGUUCUUUGUAACCUACCUGACACUGUCCUGCUGUGCUGGACCGAGGAGGCAGUUUCCAUGGAACCUGAUUCUGUUGGCCAUCUUUACUCUGUCUCUUUCAUAUAUGACAGGAAUGUUGUCCAGUUACUACAAUACCAAGUCUGUGAUGAUCUGUUUGGGUAUUACAGUCCUGGUCUGUCUCACCGUCUCAGUUUUUAGCUUUCAGACAAAGAUUGAUGUGACCUCAUGUCAGGGUGUGCUGUUUGUCACGUUCACCUCAUUCUUAAUAUGUGGACUGGUCCUGGCUUUUAUUCUUCCCUUUGGCCAUGUUCCUUGGAUGCACACUGUGUUUGCUGGGCUGGGAGCGAUACUGUUCAGCAUGUUUCUGGCAUUCGACACACAGCUUCUGAUGGGAAAAAAGCGCUACACUAUAAGCCCAGAGGAGUACAUCUUUGCCACACUCAAUAUCUACCUGGAUAUUGUGUACAUCUUCUCUUUUUUUCUCCAGCUUUUUGGAAAUCAGAGGGAGUGAGCCGAGCUUAACCCUGCUCUCCUAAUUAAUGCAUUUCCAGGGCUAUAUGCAAUGUGAAGUUACAUCUCACCCCGUUGUAUUCUGGAGUGAUUUGCCAUCUUGUGAGAAUCACAGUGUGUAUUGUUAUUUGCAUUGCAUUAGAAAUUCAUAAUACUCCAGUAUUUUCAAGCUAAUCUCUACCAACCAGAUCUGUAGUUUGUUUGUGUGAUUAGCCCAGACAAGAAUAGAAAACUUAUUUAUCCAAAGCUCACUUAGAAUCCCACUAAGAAACAGCUACUGGAUUAAAUUCAGAAAUAUUUAGAAGGCAUGAUGAUAUAACACAAAUUCAAAACUAAUAGCUACACUAACGUUAAAGGUCUUAGGAAGGGAAACAUGGGAGAAGGUCUUAGCAAAAUUGUUAUGUAGUUUUAGUCAACCUUCCAAUACCAGAACAAUUCUGGUUUGUUUUCUGAAGGCUUUGUAGUGUCCAUGUGCCAUCAGUCUGAAACCUGGGCCCUUUCAUGUUUGUGUCUAUGCAGAAAACACAUAGCCACAAAUUUCGAUGUAGAACAAAUCCCUUUCACUGAAAAAUUCACAAAGCCAUUCAACCAAAACUUUCUGCAUAAGCAGCCUUUAAAUAUAUAUAAGUAAAUAAGUAGCCAUAGCAAAGCUAAUAAUGGGUGAAUGGUACUACUACUACUACUACUACUACUAAUAAUAAUAAUAAUUAUAAUAAUGCAUAUUUAUGCUGUAUUUUUUAUGUGAGGCAAAUCUCAAACUGCUACAGGGUAAAAAUGAUACAUAAGAUAAACUAUGUUAAAAGGCAAAGUACUUUAAAGGCCUUAAAAUUAUACAAAAAUAUGGAAAUUAUACUAAGAUAUUAAAAUGGGCAUAAUGAAAUUUAUUGAAUUGCAUAUUGCAUAAAAAGACACAACAGUGCAAAUUAAUAGGUCAUAAAAUAUUAAAGAAUAUACUGUUGCAAAACCACAAAGUUAGCCAUUUUUAAAAAAUUAACAUUUUUAAUUACUCUCUUAAGCAAAAUAGUAGUAUGGCAGAAAUGAUCUAAAAUCUGAAAAAUGAAUAGUUAUUGAUUCGCUCCACUAUAUCAGAGAAAAUUGUAUUUAUAUAUUGAUAAACUAUCCUAGCUAAGAAUAAUCCUGGAUAUAUUUUAAAAAAAAAUGCAUAAAAAGUUUAAAAAAGAAAUACCAAAUACUCGAUCAGUCGUAUCUGAUGCUGUCAUAUUUGAAAAUUUUGUAAUAAGAAACACUCUGAGCCUCACAAGAUGCAGAUACCUUCCCAACACAAUGCAGCGUGAGAUAACUCCAUGUUCCCUGUAGCCUUCUUUCUCUGUUUAAUUCCUGUUUCUAGUUUGAAUGAUCCUGUCCUCUCAGUGUUUUAUUGUAAUGUUUGGUCCUUGAGCUAAGCUUCUCUCCUGCUCCAGUGAUUGCUCCACAUCUUUAUCCUGUAAUUCUGAAGUAGGAUGUACAGAACUACAUCUAUGAAAGGAUAGAUGCAAUUUAAAUACAAGUGUGUAUGACAAAAGAAAAAUGUGUUACAUGCAUACAUGUACAGUGCCAGUAUUUCUCAUGUGCUUUAAUAUAAACUAUGAAACUGAAUACUUUUCUUGUGAAGGAAAUGAGCAAUUAUGUUAUAUUAAAAAACACCUAGAUGCAUAGAACCAUCAUAACUAGAUGAAAUUCUUUUAGGCUGUUCUGAAGCUGUAUUUCCUCCUUGAUAAAGGGCCCAAGGUUGGUCUAGUUGCACGUCAACAUGUGUAUAGAUAAUUUCUAUAAAAUGUAUUUUGUGGAGAUUGUAUGCAAAGCUAAUGUAUGUUUUCUGCUUUUUCUAAAAUCCAUUCAGCACAUGAUUCGCAGUCUUUCACUUUCUCUCACUGGUGAAUAUGUUUCUGUUUGACCUGCAGUGGUUUCUACAGAUUUUCCUCACUGUCAGUACUGGCAUCAUUCUCAUUAGCAUGAAAUUAUUUAUUUAUUUAUGAUAUUCUUUCUCAGCAUUGUUCAAUUUUUAUGGUUUUUUUUUUUUUUUUUAUUAUUUUUUGAAAUAAGACUGUAGUGAGGGAUCUUGACUGUGCAGGGUGGUUUUUACUUUAUAGAAAAGUGUAAAAAAAAAUAAUUACAAAAGUAGUUUUGAUGGUAUAUAUAUUUUUGAUAGAAAGUAACAGAAGAAUUGUGAAAUGUGAUGUAAAUAAUAUAAUCUUAUGUGUCAAAUGUUCGUCAUGCAUAUAAGCCUGAUGCCUAUCUCUGAGACACGAAUAAAUAGCAGGCAUGUUUUAUUGAA
This is a messenger RNA of Pangasianodon hypophthalmus (striped catfish), 3519 nucleotides long. Its product is annotated as protein lifeguard 2. Gene Ontology annotation, cellular component: endoplasmic reticulum; membrane; Golgi apparatus. Gene Ontology annotation, biological process: negative regulation of apoptotic signaling pathway. The transcript has 12 exons. Bases 418 to 1245 code for a protein of 275 amino acids. The record is from RefSeq and is a predicted model, not a curated record. Lineage: Eukaryota; Metazoa; Chordata; Actinopteri; Siluriformes; Pangasiidae.